Messenger RNA from Rhodotorula toruloides NP11, 1602 nucleotides. RefSeq names its product Exostosin-like family protein, glycosyltransferase family 47 protein. The record is from RefSeq and is a predicted model, not a curated record. Gene Ontology annotation, molecular function: glycosyltransferase activity. The transcript is spliced from 4 exons. The coding region runs from base 1 to 1602 and encodes 533 amino acids. NCBI's taxonomy places the organism in Eukaryota, Fungi, Basidiomycota, Microbotryomycetes, Sporidiobolales, Sporidiobolaceae.
AUGCCCAAAUACUCCCGCACCGACCGACCGCCGCCGCCUGCGUCCUUGUCGCUCCUCGUUCGCUCGCUCCGCACUCGCCGACGAAGUUGGAUCCUCCUCCUCGCCGGGCUCCUCGCGCUGGUCGUGUACGGCAGGAUUGGCACAAGGAAUACUACGCUCAGCGCACACGGGGCAAGCGAGCUCGAACGGCGGGGCGUACGGUUUGAUCGCGAGAGGGACGAGGACGAGACUGUGGCCACCCGAUCUCAGCAAGCCCAUCUGCAAGCCCAAGAUCUACGUGUACAACCUCCCUCCUUCGCUCCAACUCGCCCAGAAGACCGCCUCGCAAUGCCGCUGGUCGGCGUACAACUCGGAGCUCCUCCUACACCAGCUACUCGCCAAGCCUCCGUCGUCCGAGCACCCUUCGCCAGACCACCCCCACCUCUCGCUCUACACGUCGAACCCGGACGAGGCCGACUUCUUCUUCGUUCCGCUCUUCCCGGCCUGCUACCUCUUCGACUGCUGGGUCAAGCCGGCUGGACCAAGACGGAGCGGUGCAAUGUCGACGAAGGCUACAUCCAGCCCGUCAUGCGGCACGUCCGCGAGACGAUGCCGUACUGGAACCGCUCUGCCGGCGCAGACCACCUCAUUCCGCACCCGAUGCACUACGUCGAUGGCUACUACACCGAGACGUCGCGAGCGGCGAUGAACGGUUCGUCGUACCUCGUCACCGUCGGCGACGUCCGUCCCGCGCCGUACGGCUCGCACUUCCGCUUCUACCGCGAUAUCGUCCUUCCCUCCUCGACGCACCUCCUCAACUCGUACUACGUCAAUCCGCUCGACUACGUCGACGAAGAUGGACACCCUCUCCGCGAGCCGCGAGGCGCUGCGGAUCCUCGCCGAAAGACGCAGGCCGUCCCGACCGGCGUCGAGAUUUUCCAGCCUUCGCCGCAUGAAGCCGGAGCGUGGCGACGCAGGCCGUCCUUCCGAAGCCUUGCGUCGAAGCUCGUUGGCGGCAGGGGCAUUGACCGAGACAGGCGAACCACGCUCGCCAUCUUUCGCGGCGGAGUCGGCACAGCCACCGACGGCGAGCGCUACGCUCUAGGCAUCCGUUCCCUCUUCUUUCCCUCAGACGGCAACGCUUCGACGCCGCCCUUCUCGUCCGCCAUCCAUCCCGGCUUCUCGUCUCUCCCCGGCUUCGACAUCGCCGAGCAGUCUGAGAACGACGACUACGCCUGCCGCCUCGCUCGCUCCAAGUUUGGCCUCGCUCCUCCCGGCUACACGCUCGACACGACGCGCAUCUACGAGUACCUCGCAUUCGGCGUCGUCCCCGUCUUCAUCGGCAGUGGACCUACGGCGGGCCAGGUCAUGCCGUUCGCCAACGACGUCGACUGGAGCAGCUUCUCGAUCUCGAUACCCCGCGACAGGGCACACGAGACGCCUCAUAUCCUCGCGCAGGUCAGCGACGACGAGUACGAGCGGCUCAGGCGGAAGGUGUGGGAGGUCGGGCGGAUGGUAGUCCUCGAAGGUCGUGAAGGGAACGUUUGGAAGCUCAUCGCACGCCAGCUGUGCAGGAUGAAGCGGUUGGGCAUUGCGGCAGGUCCGGAGAUUGUCAACAACUGA